AAGGUAGCCGCGUAUCUAUAAGAGAACAUCCAUAUAUUGUCAGCAUACGCAGGAAGUACGCCCACUAUUUGACUGGCGCACUGCUUAUGAAAAACCUCGUCAUAUCCGUGGCACAUCCCUUGCAUCUAGUACCAGUGAAUGAAUUGGGAGUGGUACCCGGCCAGAAUUAUGCCGACCGUGGUACCAACAUAAUGACAGUAGUGCUUGUAAUCAUCCAUGAGAACUUCAAUCAAUUUUCCCUGGCUGCCGAUAUUUCACUACUCAGAUUAUACGAGGACAUCCCAUUCAAAGCAGCUAUGAAACCUAUUACGUUGGUGUCACCUGUAGAAAAACUGGAUGGAUAUAAAGCGUUUGUAACCGGGUGGGGUCGAUGUGAUCGAACGGGAAGGGAGUUGUGUUUGCCUCGUUCGAGCAUAUAUACGCCUGAUGAGAAAUUGGACCCGAUGCUGAGGACGGUAACAUUCAUGGUGACGACAGCCAACUUGCACUGUGACGCUUACAAACGUCACGAAACAUAUGUUGGACAUGGUAUGCUCUGUCUUGGUCCAUCUCGACACACGGAUUCCAUGUGCCCUUGCUUGGCUGUGCCUGGCGCGCCUCUCGUUGUGAACUCUUACUUGGCAGGCCUACUAUCCUGGGGCUUCGGUUGCGGUUACAAAAACGAUCUACCUCUCAUUUAUACCGAUAUACAGAGUUAUUUACCGUGGUUAUUGUCAAACAUUUCGAUUUUGCAAAAAAUAACAAGAUCAGACUUAACGCCAUUUUUCGAAACAACAAAAGGAUAUGUGUUCGUGCAGUGGUUGAAACGAGCUAGAAACCUAAUAUCAUUAAAAUUAGAGCCUGGACAUAAAGAAUUACAAGCACUAAAAAUCGAUAAGUCGCUUGCAAAUUUAAAAGGGACUAUUUACGAUAUCAGAGACUUUAUAAACAAUGGUAUAUUUCACCAAGCCAAGCAAGAAAUAUAUAAAUUGAUAAAGGCCACUUCUGAUAGAAUGAGGAAAUUCGAGACACUGGAAUUUACUAAGAACGUGGCGGAACCAUUUAUUAGUAACGAAACACUCAACAAAAUUGGACUGUAUUUGAAUAACGAAACACUGGCUGAUUUGUAUGACAGCAAACCAAUUAGCGAAUCAAAUAAUUUAUAAUGGACAAUAAAUACUGAAAAUUACAAUAAGAGUAUUAUAUAAUUAUAACUUAUUAAUAUUAUAAACGGAAAAAAUUGUGAGUAUGGAUGUAUGUUUGUUACUCUGUCACGCAAAAACUACAGAAUGGAUUUUGAUGAAACUUUACAGGAUAUAGCUUAUACAUCAGAAUAAAAUAUAAGGCUAUAAAUUUCAGGCAGCAGUAAGUAAAUUUUUUGAUUAAUGUCUAUUAUUUAGAAGUCGUGUAUUAUC
Achroia grisella is the source of this 1394-nucleotide messenger RNA. Its product is annotated as trypsin alpha-like. The transcript is spliced from 6 exons. Gene Ontology annotation, biological process: proteolysis. The coding region runs from base 87 to 1145 and encodes 352 amino acids. Gene Ontology annotation, molecular function: serine-type endopeptidase activity. NCBI's taxonomy places the organism in Eukaryota, Metazoa, Arthropoda, Insecta, Lepidoptera, Pyralidae. The record is from RefSeq and is a predicted model, not a curated record.